Heterotrigona itama is the source of this 312-nucleotide messenger RNA. Lineage: Eukaryota; Metazoa; Arthropoda; Insecta; Hymenoptera; Apidae. The record is from the annotation of a GenBank genome assembly.
AUGCAGAAGGAAGGCAGACAGCGGGAGAAGGCGGAAGGUGAAAGAGAGUGGAACGUCGAAGAAAGGAAGGAAGAGAGGAAGAGUCGAAGGGAGAAGCAAGGAGCGAAGGAAGGAAGGAAGGGUAAGAAAAGGAUGGAGGAGAAGAAUCAACGGAGAGCCUGGGAGUCUGGAAAAGCUUGGAGAGCUUCGUGUUCGACGACGGUGCUGCUCGCUGGUGGUAGUGGUGGUGGUCGUGGUAGUGGUGGUGGUGGUAGUAGUGGUAGUAAUGGUGGUGGUGACGAUCAGGUCAUGGUGGAUGUUCGCACGGGAUGA